Messenger RNA from Phalaenopsis equestris, 1289 nucleotides. RefSeq lists its product as uncharacterized. The record is from RefSeq and is a predicted model, not a curated record. Bases 291 to 899 code for a protein of 202 amino acids. NCBI's taxonomy places the organism in Eukaryota, Viridiplantae, Streptophyta, Magnoliopsida, Asparagales, Orchidaceae. The transcript is spliced from 3 exons.
CUUCGAAUAUGUCGCUGGUGUAGUUCUCAAGUGAUUUCCCGUAAUUCUCAGCUUUGUCGCCAUGUUCUUCGUGCUUGGCCGGGCUUUCACAUUCGGAGUAGGAGCGGCAGAUCUCGGUGCCGGCGGCAUAAGGAAGAGUGUGCAUUGAUGUUCAAUUCAAUUUUGUAUUGCUAUUGACUCCUGAAGAGUUCUUCUAGUCAAGGAACCAAGAUUGAAGAACACAAAAGGCUUAUUCUAAUCCAUCAAAUCAAUGUAGCUGCUUUCUUACUCAGCACGGAAGAGCAGAGGCGAUGCUAUUUGCCGUCGAAGGCGGAGGCUUUUUCUCUUCAUCAGCGAAAGGUUAUAGCAAGGGUCUUGCCCUUCUGCUCCUCAGCCAAAGAAAUGAAGAAAAACCUAUAAAAAUAACAGCUUUGAGUCAGUAUAAGCCGGUCAAACAGGAAGGCGUCGAAGAUUUUCAGCUGGCUUCAAGAAAAAGUAGAGUGCCUUACCGAUGCGCUUCCUUUAUCCGUUUUGGUUGUGCCUCCUCCGAAUCCGAUAAUUCAUCUCCUCUGAAAGUCGGUCCAGUUCGGCAGCCGGAAAAUUCAAAAUCUUCUUUAGCUUCUGAUGAAAAUGUCUAUAGUUCUAGUAAUGAAAAUGUUAGUUACAAUGAGAGAAAAUCUUGUCUCAAGAGCUCUCUGAAAAGGCCUUCAGAUAAUGAUUCUGUAGUAGGUAGGAUUGUGAAAGAAUCAACUGAAGGAGAGUCCAGAUCAGGUAUUAUGGUCGGGCGAAAGGUUCAAUGGACAGAUGCGAGUGGAAGAGAGCUUUUUCAGAUAAGAGAGUUUGAAUGCAGCGGCGAUGAUGCUUCGGAUUGCGAAUAUGAGAACAGAAGGCAUAAAAAGUGCUUUUGUGUCAUUCAAUAGACAUCGGAUUCUUUAGAGCCAUCAUCAGUCCAUAAACCAAAAUCCAAACAUGGAUUCUCCAUCUAAACUUCUGCACUGCUCUUUCAUUCAGGUCUCUGUUCUCCUCAGCUGCGGCUAUAGUAACAGCAGAAGCACUUUUCAUGUUCUUCAAACAUUCAGAACCUGCUUUGAGAAAAAAAAAAAAAAUCAAAAUUUUUGGUCUAAGCUUUCUAUCCAUACCUGCAUUUUUUUUUUUGUGUAGUGGUAUUAUUGUAUUUUUUGCUUUAAAAUGUGUGCUGCAUUGUUCAGGUAUGUAGAUUUGUCUUAUAUCAUUUUGCUCAUCAUUGGUGAGCUUUAUGUUGCCGUGUAGUUUUCUGCAAUCACACUUCCUGCAGGAUUUGCAGUUUCAUU